UGGGGGAAUACUCAACAAGUUGGCCGCUCAGCUUGGGGUGCACUCAAGACUCAAGAAGUCCACUCGGUGACACGUCGACUGCAGACACUGACCUUGUCAUCCUGAAUAUACCGAUGAACUACCCACCACGCUAGUCUACAAUGGGACGGCUUACUUCAGGGAAGCUUAUCGUGUUUGUGUUCGCGGUGGCUUUGACGAUACUUGUGCUAGUUUCCUUUCGGGACACCAUAUCUUCACGGAACCAAAAGGAAAUUGAUGAAUUAGUUCAUGCAGUUCAUAAACUACGGAAGCUCGCCAGGGCCAAAGGUUUACACGUCGAAGAUGAAGGGCCAAAUUCGGAUACAGCGGAAAAGGGAGCCGAAGUCAUUCACAAGGAUGGUCCAAAUACGUCCGGAGAGAAUCCUUCAGAUGGUUCUAGCUUCCGGAUAACUGAGUACUGGCAGGCCAGUUCCCUGAUUAAAUGGGAUUUUGAGAAACCACCAGAAUAUGAAUGCAAGAACAAGUCGUCUGCUGGAAUAUACUUCGUCUGCCAAGAUCCUCAAUUUAGGAUCAAGCCACCAUGCAUCGCAUACUCCUUUGGGGUCUACACGAAAUGGGCGUUUGAGGAAACCCUUGGCAGGAUGGGAUGUGAAACACAUUCGUUUGAUCCCAGUGUGAAAUGGAAUGACCACAUCCACAAGGGCGUGGUCCAUUUCCACAAGCUGGGUAUCGGGGCAGAAGACACCGACUCCUACAAGCCGGCCCGGGGGAUGUACGUGAAGGAAGACCAGACCUGGAAGAUGAGGACUCUGCCCUCCAUCAUGAAGAUGCUGGGACAUGAGGGGAAAGUGAUUGACGUGCUGAAGGUGGACGUGGAGGGGUUUGAGUGGUUCAUGAUGCAGCAGAUGCUGGACACGGGGAUCAUCCACCGUGUACGACAGUUCGUGGUAGAGUGGCAUCUCGUGCAUGACUUUCCCACCAAGAAGUCCUACAUGGACUUGUUACGGAUCUACUACAAGAUGAAGGAUGCCGGAUUCCGCACAUUCUCCGUGGAUUUCAGGUUCAGGGGUUUUUCUGUGAGACGAUGGCGGAUACAAUCUGAUGUGAUGUAUGUUAACACCAAGUUUAUUCCAAAUAGCAAGUAGCAGUGCCCGCCUGUACAUGUGUCAGAAUGCUUAUUGAAUGUUGUACAUGAACUUAUUUGACUAAUAUGACUGAUAGGUGAUUGUUUACGAACCAUGUUGUUGCUGUGUGUUUGUUUCUGAAAGGUCAGAUGAUCUCACCCGUUACCUAAAAUGAUGCUGUUGGAAGUGCAUCUUUCCAUCCGUACACACAUAAGUACAUACAUAACAAUCGACAAUUUAAUCGUUAUGAAAUGAGUUUUGGGAUGUUUCCCUACUGCAUUAGGCCCAGAAUUUCACUCACAGUGCAAUACAUACAUCAUCUACCUUAUGAAGAAACCUGGAAAAGAAUAAAGGAACACUUGUACUUUCACGUGUUCCCAUAUUUGUUUCCAUGAGUAUAUGAAUCCAUCUCAUGCAUUAAAUACACCGCCCAACCCCUCUGUUAAGACAGAUUGAAAUGAACAUAACGUGUAUUAUUAUAAGAGGACACGUGUGUCUCCAUACAGGGGGAUUCCGUGAACUUAUGUUGUGUCAUAAAAAGUAAAUCUCCCAAAUUGGGUCGGUUGGACUCACAUGCACAUUGCUGUCACAAACACUCACAAUAAGUAUAUGUAUAUAUCUCCUUCAGACAGCAAUUACUGCUUGUCCAGACACUGGAUUGUCUGGUCCAGGCUAGAACAUUCAUAAACCGCUGUCAUAUAUCAUUAUGUUACGGCGUUACUUUUCAUAUAAAACAAUCACAAUUUUGUCCAGUGUAUAUAUGAUACAUGUGAGACACGAAGACUCAAAUCAUUAAUGGGUUCUGUU
This is a messenger RNA of Haliotis rubra (blacklip abalone), 1910 nucleotides long. Its product is annotated as probable methyltransferase-like protein 24. NCBI's taxonomy places the organism in Eukaryota, Metazoa, Mollusca, Gastropoda, Lepetellida, Haliotidae. The coding region runs from base 141 to 1124 and encodes 327 amino acids. The record is from RefSeq and is a predicted model, not a curated record. The transcript is spliced from 7 exons.